Cajanus cajan (pigeon pea) is the source of this 472-nucleotide messenger RNA. RefSeq names its product small ribosomal subunit protein uS14z/uS14y/uS14x. The record is from RefSeq and is a predicted model, not a curated record. Gene Ontology annotation, cellular component: ribosome; cytosolic small ribosomal subunit. NCBI's taxonomy places the organism in Eukaryota, Viridiplantae, Streptophyta, Magnoliopsida, Fabales, Fabaceae. Gene Ontology annotation, molecular function: structural constituent of ribosome; zinc ion binding. Gene Ontology annotation, biological process: cytoplasmic translation.
GAUUUGAGUGCUUGUCUUUCAUGUUUCUUCUGUAACUGCGAGGCUAGGGUUUCGAGUUUCUUGUGUAAAAAUCUUUGCAAAUCAGAAGCAUGGGGCACUCCAAUGUGUGGAACGCUCAUCCCAAGAACUAUGGACCUGGUUCCCGCGCCUGUCGCGUGUGUGGGAACCCUCAUGGAUUGAUCAGGAAGUACGGGCUUAUGUGCUGCAGGCAGUGCUUCCGUAGCAAUGCCAAAGAAAUUGGCUUCAUUAAGUAUCGCUAAAUGAAUACUGUCCUCCUUGCCCACCCAGUUUGGAUUCAGGCUUUAGGCUGAUGAUGUGGGGAUAUGCUUUUAUUGUUUCAAGAAUUUUAGAAUUUUUGUGGCAUUUAGCUAAAUUAAUCAUCAAACUCAAGUUGUGGAACUAAAAAUGUUUUUACAUUUUAUAUAAUUAUUUUGAGCUAUCUACAUGCUUCUUUGUGAGCCAUUUAUUCUUA